GGACAAAUGUGGAUAAACGUUGACAUAAAGGAAUUGUUGCGUUACAUAUGUGCGAGAAUGAAGCUUUUGUACACGACAUUUGACGUAAUGGUAUCUGUUUCAGAAAUAAAAAAUCAAAUACUGGGUUACAGGGUCAAUAAUAUUUACGAUGUGGACAAUAAAACAUAUCUUUUAAAACUUGCUAGCACGAAGUCUGACGACAAGGCGAUAUUGCUUUUAGAAUCUGGCUCACGCUUACAUAUUACUGAUUUUGACUGGCCUAAAAAUAUCAUGCCGUCAGGAUUUUCCAUGAAGCUGCGUAAACAUAUCCGAAACAAGAAGAUCGUUGAUAUCUCCCAAGUCGGAGCCGAUCGCGUUGUUGAUAUCCAGAUUGGUUAUGAGUCGUCUGCUUAUCAUUUAAUUGUGGAGUUGUACGAUCGGGGGAAUAUGCUUCUUACUGAUGACUCAUUUACGAUCCUUCACUUGCUGCGUCCCCGAACUGAUAAAAAUCAGAAUAUUCGAUUUGCAGCCCACGAGAAGUAUCCUAUAACUUCCUGUCGUCAGAUCCUGGAAUGUUUUCGCGAAUUAAAAGACCAAAAAUCUUUAAAGGAUAUUGAGAAUUUCCUCACUCCAUUAUUCCAAUCAUCUAAGGGACCUUGGACUUCCAAUACAAAAACAUGUGACGACCCUUCCAUAAACAAAAGGUUAUCUUUGGAAUUACCUUAUGGCAGCGUCAUCAUAGAACACUGCAUGCGUAUAGCCGAAAACAAAGUCAAAGAGAUGAAGCAUCAUAAAGAAGAUUUCCAGCUACAAUCCGAAAGAGAGGACUUGAUGGAGUUGUAUGUCAAACACUUCGCUGUGGCUUUGAGAGAUAUUUUACUAGAACCACUCUUAUGUGACCGUCAAACGACUCCACAUGGUUAUAUAUUUGGGAAAUCCUAUCAAUCUUCGGACGAAGGUUUGCGAACUUAUGAAGAAUUUCACCCAUUCAUAUUCGAACAAUAUCGAGAUAAACCUCACUUAGUAUUUGAUAGUUUCAAUAAGGCAGUGGACGCAUACUUUUCAAAAAUUGAAAGUCAGAAAACAUUAGAACAAAUUUCACGAAAUGAACAAAAGGCUAGUAGAAAAGUUGAAAAUAUUAAAAAAGAUCAGGAACGGCGUUUAAUGUUACUAAAAACUGAACAAGAGUUAGAUAUGCAAAAGGCUUACCUGCUUGAAGCUAAUCGUCGGCUUGUUGACAAUAUUAUUAUCAUGAUCAAUCAUGCAUUAUCAAAUCAAAUAGACUGGAAAGAAUUAUCAUUAAUCGUUGAAGACGCAAAACAACGUGAUGAUCCACUUGCCUGUCAUAUUGUCGAGUUAAAAUUACAAACAAGUCAGGCUGUCAUACGUUUAAAAGAUCCUUUUGAAAGUUCAAGCGAUGUUAACGAAACCUUAAUGAAAUCAGGCAAGAAACAUGAAUAUACAGAAGUAGUUGUAGAUAUAGACGUCAAUGCUCUAACCAAUGCACGAAAAUAUUAUGAUAAGAAACGAGCUGCUAGUAAAAAAGAAGAAAAAACUAUCAGCGUUUCGCGCAAAGUUUUGAAAUCAGCCGUACACAAUGCUGAAAUGAAAAUGAAAACCGCUAAAACUGUUGCACAAAUUACAGAAGUUCGUAAACCAAUGUGGUUUGAAAAAUUCUUCUGGUUUAUCAGUUCAGAAAAUUACUUGGUCGUUGCUGGUCAUGAUUCACAACAAAAUGAAGUAUUGGUAAAACGUUACUUAAAACCGGGCGAUAUAUUUGUUCAUGCAGAUAUACAUGGUGCUAGCACUGUUAUAAUAAAGGCCCGACAUUUAACUUCUGAAGAGGUAGAUUCUUCAGACCAUCAGGACCUAUUGCAUCAACACAGUUUACCAUUACCCCCUCCAAAAACCUUGUUAGAAGCUGGAAAUAUGGCGGUAGUACUAAGUUCUGCAUGGCAAAGUCAUGUUCUAACAAGAGCUUGGUGGGUCCAUCAUGAUCAAGUUUCAAAAACAGCUCCAAGUGGUGAAUACCUUACAUCUGGUGCAUUUAUGAUACGUGGGAAGAAAAACUAUUUACCUCCAUGUCCCUUCGACUAUGGAUUUGGAAUUAUGUUUAAGUUGCAUGAGGAUUCUAUAGCUAAACAUGAAGGAGAGCGUCGCAUCAUCAUCAUAGACACGCCAUCUUACGAAAUGCCCCUUAAUCAGUUCGAAUCAUUAACCAUCCAGAAUAAUGAAGAAACUACAGCAUUUCCUGAUGCUUUUCUUCAACUUGAUUUAGCAAAUGAUCUCCCAAGACAUAAAGAUCCUGAUGUAUCGGAGAUUCUAUCAGAAAAUCCUUUUAAAAAAGUUAGGACAAGAGGUCAAAAGGUUGAAAAAUCGAAACCAACCAAGAAAACAACAAAUUUAAAUAAAGAAACCAUUGAAGUAAACAAGAAACUCAAUGAGCCAUUACUACCAUCAGCUGGUCAACCGGUUUUGAAACGUGGUCAGAAAGCUAAGCUAAAAAAAAUUAAACAAAAAUAUAACGAACAAGACGACGAGGAAAGAACUCUUCGUAUGAAAAUACUUCAGGGAGACGACGCCAAACCGAGUCAGUAUCACCAAAUUCUUGAACGUGAUCACUUGUCAAAUUUAAUUAAAAUCCCACAAUCUGUACGGGAUACUCAAGCUGUUCACAAUUCAGAUAGUAUACAAAAUAAUCAACCUGACUGUGAUAACAAUGAAUCAUUCAGUAAUUCAAGCAGUGAAAUUGACAAUCAUCCUGUCAAAUCAGAUGAAAGUGAAGAGGAUUUAAAAUCUUUAGAAGUUAAUGAUGUAAAAACUAAUGAUAAUGAUGAUGACGAAAAUAUGCCAGUUGAAUCGAAAGAUGAUUUAACUUCAUUGUUAAAUUCAUUGACUGGUCAGCCCAAUGAUGAUGAUUUACUAUUGUAUGCUAUUCCAGUCUGUGCUCCUUAUUCAGUUCUAUUAAAGUAUAAGUUCAGAGUAAAACUGAACCCAGGAACUACAAAGCGAGGAAAAGGUAUGAUAAACAACAUCUGUAUAUCCGUUUACUGUUUUACAAAUUAUUUUGCCAUCAUUAUCUGUUAUUUAGAAUGGUUAUCAAUCCUCAACUAAAAUAAUCAUUUUUCCAGCUUGAAAAUGAUUAAAGAAUUAAAUUUUCAUAUUCUCCACGACCAAUAAUUUCGGCCUAUCUUCUCUUACUGCGCUAAAAUAUUUUCAAAAUUAUACUCCACAUAUUUUCCAGCGUAGUUUUAUUUCGUUUUCCAUUACUGUUACUGGUUUACAAAAGUCAUAGGUAAUUCCUGUUCUGUACAGCUUGGUAUAUCCAUCAUGGAGUCCAUGAUAUUCUUGGACAUUGAUGUUAAUUUGAUGCAAUGAUUAAAGUAUAUACUGUUUAAACCGUGCAAAUUAUUUUCUACUUAUUACUUAAUAUGUAAACGCUACUGUGUGUUAACUAUUAUUUUAUCUAGUGUGCUUCUCAGUUGAUACAACGUAAUACUUCAUGUAAUGUCAGCAAUUUCAUAAUAGCAUCUGCAAAAGCUCGUUUACUGAGCAUCGUUUUCGUCUAAAGAAAAAAUUAGAAUAGCCUCUGUUGGUAGCUUAUUAACAGUAUGCUUGUAUGAUGACUUAUAAUUUAUCGAAGUGGUUGAGGAAUCUUUUAACUAAUUGCGCUCCAAAUUGCUACUGUCUGGAGGUACUCCGUAACGUCAGAUGUUCUAGACACUACUGAUUCAACUUCUGUCAGGAAUUGUAAAAUCAGAAGCCAACUACAAAGCUUUAUAGGACAAUGUAUUUCAUAUAAUUAGCAAAACUCGAGACAGCAAUUACAUCACGCACGGCGUAGUCAGCAGGAUCAACGUGUCUAAUCUCUCUGUUCACGGACAAGCAAAAUGAAAAUGUACAUUCGCCAGGGGUUCAGUUAAAUGUCUAAUGGUACGUGAAAUUAGGCUGUUACAAAGCAAAAUGACUUGAUAAACUUCAAUUAGUUGAGUAGCUGACUGACAUUUAUUAUGGUUUCGUGUUUAUGACUAGUAUAGAAUUUUUUUAUUUCUAUUUGCCUAAAAUUAGCAUCGAAAAUGGCGUUGUUUCA
This is a messenger RNA of Schistosoma intercalatum, 4069 nucleotides long. The record is from the annotation of a GenBank genome assembly. Lineage: Eukaryota; Metazoa; Platyhelminthes; Trematoda; Strigeidida; Schistosomatidae.